This is a messenger RNA of Cylicocyclus nassatus, 231 nucleotides long. The record is from the annotation of a GenBank genome assembly. Lineage: Eukaryota; Metazoa; Nematoda; Chromadorea; Rhabditida; Strongylidae.
AUGUGCGCUGUACUUUGUCACUGGCCGUUGAUGCAGGAGAACAUGCAUCGAACAGUGACGGAAUGUGGUGCAGAUCUUUCCCGUCCUUCACUCUCUUUUUUUCGAGUCAUGCGUCACUGUGGUUUCCUAAGGCAAUGCUUCUAUAAAAGGGAGGGAAACGUACGAGUCUUAAUGUAUGUGCAUCUCGAAGGAAAUCAUCUGGACAACGAAGAUGUAUUGAAAAUGAUUUGA